Messenger RNA from Myotis lucifugus (little brown bat), 2227 nucleotides. RefSeq names its product protein phosphatase 1 regulatory subunit 13 like (gene PPP1R13L). Lineage: Eukaryota; Metazoa; Chordata; Mammalia; Chiroptera; Vespertilionidae. The record is from RefSeq and is a predicted model, not a curated record. Gene Ontology annotation, molecular function: transcription factor binding. Gene Ontology annotation, biological process: positive regulation of cell differentiation; regulation of transcription by RNA polymerase II.
GGACCCGCCUCCCUCCAGCCGGAGUCACGUUGUCCAACCUGUUCCCGGAGUCUGCCCCGCCCCGUCCUCCGCGCCCCGCCGCCGGAGCCGAAGCCGGAGGAAGACCCCUGGUGCCAGGAUCGGCCCCUGAUCCGCGCCCCGCUCCGGCCGGCACCAUGGACAGCGAGGCAUUCCAGAGCUCGGGGGACCUUCUGGACCUGAACUUCCAGUCCCUGGCCAUGAAGCACAUGGACCUGAAGCAGAUGGAGCUGGACACGGCGGCGGCCAAGGUGGACGAACUGACCAAGCAGCUGGAGUCGCUGUGGUCAGACUCGCCGACGCCACCUGGCUCUCAGGCUGGAGCCCCCGCUAGGCGGUCCCGGUACAGCUCCAGCCCGGUCCAAGAGCCCUUCGGCAGCCGCGGGUCCUCCCGGAAGGCGCCCGGCGACGGCGCAGACACCCCGUUUGGACGCUCGGAGAGCGCCCCGGCUCUGCUCCCCUACAGCUCGCUGUCCCCUAAGGGCCGGCCGUCGUCACCGCGCACCUCGAUCUACCUGCAGCCGGACGCCUACAGCAGCCUGGACCGCGCGCCCUCGCCCAGCCCCCGUGUCUACGAGGGCGCUGGCGGCUCCCUGGGCCGUGCGCCUUCCCCGCGGCCCGGCUCGGGCCCGUUCCGCCAGCAGGGUACCCCGACGCCCUUCGACUUGCUGGCCCGCGCCAGCUCCCACCGUGUCAGCUCUCUGGCCGAGGGGCCCCAGGUUUUCUUCCCGGAGCGCGGGCCCUCGCACGUCUCUCCCCGCCUACGACACACCAGCCGCAUUCGUGUCGCAUGCUGGGCGCGGCAGCAGCGCCUCUACCGGCUAGGGUGGUCUAGCCCCCUCAGCAUGAUCUUUAAGCUGCAGAACGCCUUCUGGGAGCACGGGGCCAGCAGAGCCAUGUUCCCUGGCUCCCCCAUCUUCUCGCGAGCUCCUCCGCCCAAGCUGCCCCCCCAGCCCCAAGCACCUCCCCAGCCCCAGCUACUGCCCCAGCCCCAACCACAGUCCCAGGUGCCCCCACAGCCCCAGUCACAACCACCAUCCCAGCCUCAGCUCCAGCUUCAACCCCCUGCCCCAGUGCCCCAGUUCCCCCAACAGACGUGGAGUGAAGGUGAGUCAGCAAUGGGGAGUCCAGAGGGCUUGGUGAAGGGAGGUCCAAUGGCUGGGGACCCGACCAGCAGAGGGAGCCAUCACGGCCCAACAUCCCAACACCUGUUUUCAGAGCCUGUCCCUGCAGAGAGCAAGGCCAGAUAAGCGUGGGAAUUGGGGGAGGGCGGCGGGCUAGGGACAGACAGCAGGAUGGUUAAGCAGGGACUCUGGAGUCAGACAGCCUGGCUCCAUGCUGAGUGACCUGGGCAAGUCACUUCGCCUCUCUGAACCUCGAUUUCCUUGACUGUAAAAGGUGAUGAUAGAACCUAUCUUAUAUAAAGUCCUUAAACUAGGGCCUGAUGUAUAGUAAUCUUAUAGCUAUCAUAUUCGUUAUAAUAAUUAUUAAUGUUUUCUGGUGUGAGACCAGUACAGGGCCUGGAGUUGAGUGGAUUGGGUCUGAGCCUUUCUCCACCGCGGAUGCUGUGAGAUGCAGGAUAAAUCAGUUAACCUACCUGAGCUUCUAUUUUCUCAGCUGUGAAGGGGGAUUAAUAAUAUCCGUUGCACAAGUUCUGUUGGGAAUUCAGUGUAUAAUAAUAAUGUGUCUAAAGCGAUCAUUAUUAUUUCUGCCUGCUUUUAAAGCUCUGAUAGAGAGGAAUAAGGCAGUCAGAUGAGACCAGCAAGGCCAGGAUUCUAGUCCCAGCAGGAGUUUUCUCCUGACAUGCUAGGAGAAGAAAUACUUAGAUGCUUAGAACUUCACAUCUAUCGUGAUGGUAGGAGUACAGAGUCAGAACUGAGGUCGCAACCCAAUUUUUUUUUGUCACUGGGCAUCUGAUUUUCUGUCUCUGAGACUUGAGUUUCCCUUCUGUGAUAAGGAGGUGAUAGACAUGUCUACCUCACAGAAUGGUGAGGUGAGAGUUCACCAACACAGGCGUGUACAGCACCAGCUACAUGCUAAGUGCUUGAUAAAGGGGAAAUGGCACGACAGCCCAGGGAACAGGUAACCCAGAGAUCAAGGAACUGCCCUGAGGCCACACAGCAAAUCAGGUGCUGCUUGCAGGUUUUGGAGGUUGUGGGGAGGGAGUCUUGGGGGCCUCCUGAGAACCCCUCUGAUUUGCCUCUGUUCC